AAAAAUACACAUUUCCUUUAAACCCUACAAUUUAGGGGUUUAGGGUUUAUCGUUCAUUGUCGCGCCAAGCCUUAAAGCUUAAACCUUUCUAGUUCUCAAGCAUCUGAACAAUGACACCAUUGCCAUAUUUCUGUUAGAACUUAAGAAAAGUCAAUCACAAUUCGAAGAUUUUACAAUGGCUGUCUCAAAAAUUUCCUCGUGUGUAGCAAUGGCGGCCGCGGCGGCAUCGUUAUCCACUCUCUCCGACUCCGCGUACGCCGAUUCCUCAUUUCGCUUCCCUUUCUUUUCUUCGUCUUCUUCGUCGGACAAAACGGAAAAUUCCAAAUCGGAUUCUGAUGGAGCGAAAGCUGAAGAGUCCAAAGGGUCCGGGUUCGACCCUGAAUCGUUGGAGAGAGGUGCCAAAGCUCUUCGCGAAAUUAAUAGCUCUCCCAACGCUAAACAGGUCUUUGAUCUCAUGAGAAAACAGGAACAAACCCGCCUAACCGAGUUGGCUGCUGAGAAGGCUCAUCAUGAGGCAAUUCAAGCUCAAAAUGAUAUUGAAAGACAGAGAAAACUGGCUGAAGAACAAAGGAAUAUAGUACAGCAGCAAGCACAUGCAAAAGCACAAAUGCUACGAUAUGAAGAUGAGUUAGCUAGAAAAAGAAUGCAGACAGACAAUGAAGCCCAGAGGCAACAUAAUGUUGAGUUGGUUAAUCUGCAAGAGCAAUCGUCAACACGUAAAGAACAGGCUCGUAGAGCUACAGAGGAGCAAAUUCAAGCGCAACAGCGCCAGACAGAGAAAGAGAGAGCUGAAAUUGAACGGGAAACCAUAAGAGUUAAGGCGAUGGCAGAGGCUGAAGGUCGAGCCUAUGAAGCAAAAUUGACUGAAGAUCACAAUCGGAGAAUGCUUAUAGAAAGAAUUACCGGUGAAAAAGAAAAAUGGCUUGCUGCUAUAAAUACAACUUUUGGGCAUAUAGAAGGAGGUGUAAGAAGUUUAUUGAAUGAUAGGACAAAGUUGGUUAUGACUGUAGGUGGAGUUACAGCAUUAGCGGCAGGAGUUUAUACCACUAGAGAAGGUUCUAGAGUUGUAUGGGGCUAUGUUAAUCGUAUACUAGGACAACCAUCACUGAUUCGAGAAUCAUCCAUGUCAAGAUUCCCAGGGUCAGAGCUAUUUUCUAAAGCAAAAAGUAAAGUCUUAAAUUAUAGUACAGCAACUGCAACUGCAACUGCAACAUCCGAAACUUUGAAAAAUAAAAGGAGUCUUGGAAAUGUUGUACUCCAUCCUUCAUUACAGAGGAGAAUAGAACACCUUGCAAAAGCUACAUCAAAUACCAAAGCACAUCAGGCACCCUUUAGGAACAUGCUUUUUUAUGGGCCUCCUGGCACUGGAAAAACCAUGGUCGCAAGGGAGAUUGCUCGAAAAUCGGGUCUGGAUUAUGCUAUGAUGACUGGAGGUGAUGUUGCACCGUUGGGUCCUCAGGCUGUUACAAAAAUCCAUCAAAUAUUUGAUUGGGCAAAAAAAUCCAAGAAAGGUUUACUACUUUUUAUUGAUGAAGCAGAUGCUUUCUUAUGCGAACGUAAUAGUACACAUAUGAGUGAAGCUCAGCGCAGUGCUUUAAAUGCAUUGCUCUUCCGAACUGGAGAUCAAUCGAGGGACAUAGUUUUAGUCCUUGCCACAAACAGGCCAGGUGAUCUUGACAGUGCCAUCACUGAUCGUAUCGACGAGGUAAUAGAGUUCCCACUUCCCGGGGAAGAGGAACGCUUUAAACUACUAAAGCUAUAUUUGAACAAGUACAUUUAUGGUGAAGGUGAAGUUGAAGAUUCAACUAAAUUAGGACAUUUGUUCAAGAAAAAGCCACAGAGCAUAACUGUAAAGGAUCUUUCUGAUGAUGUGAUCCAAGAGGCUGCCAAGAAAACAGAAGGGUUUUCUGGCCGCGAGAUAGCAAAACUCGUGGCUGGCAUCCAAGCAGCCGUUUAUGGCCGACCGGAUUGUGCUUUGGAUUCCGAGUUGUUCAAGGAAAUUGUGGAUUAUAAGGUUGCAGAGCAUCAACAGCGAAUUAAACUAGCAGCUGAAGGUGGUCAGCUUGUGUAGCUAUAAAUUCAUAUUCAUUAUGGAGAAUUUUUGUUAGUUUUUUCUUUUAUGUUUUAUACAAUUAACUCGAUUUGGAAACUUUGUCAUAUGUAUUAUUCUUCAUUUGAUGAAGCAAUUUUUCUUCUUUUUUUUUUGGUGGGAAAGGUAUCCUUUUGGAGAGUCAAAAGAUACGUGUAACAAUUCAUUACAUUGUACUAUGUAAUGUCUUCAAUUUCACAAAUAAUUUUUCUUCUUUUACUAAUAAAGUUAAUUUGAAAUCA
Messenger RNA from Cannabis sativa, 2331 nucleotides. RefSeq lists its product as uncharacterized. The record is from RefSeq and is a predicted model, not a curated record. Bases 176 to 2071 code for a protein of 631 amino acids. Gene Ontology annotation, cellular component: mitochondrion. Gene Ontology annotation, molecular function: zinc ion binding; ATP hydrolysis activity; ATP binding. Lineage: Eukaryota; Viridiplantae; Streptophyta; Magnoliopsida; Rosales; Cannabaceae. Gene Ontology annotation, biological process: mitochondrion organization. The transcript has 8 exons.